Harmonia axyridis is the source of this 1344-nucleotide messenger RNA. Its product is annotated as GPALPP motifs-containing protein 1. The record is from RefSeq and is a predicted model, not a curated record. The transcript is spliced from 4 exons. Lineage: Eukaryota; Metazoa; Arthropoda; Insecta; Coleoptera; Coccinellidae. Bases 278 to 1258 code for a protein of 326 amino acids.
UCUAGUUCUCAGUUUCUCUAUGUUUGGUAAUGUUUUUUCAUGAAAACAUUAAAUAUAUUUAAUACAUAAAAUGAAUUGAAACUGAUGUAAUUUUAUUUUCUGUCGAAUAAUUAAGUCUGAAUAUUUAACAAAUAAUAAUCUGAGUAUAUGGUGCCUUAAACAACAAAAAUUUAGAAGAAAACGUCAGAUUUGACAUUGAAAAUUUGAAGCAGUUAAUCUUUGAGAAUUAGCAGUUAUUUGAGUGUACCUGAAUAAGCAAUAAAUUAAGACAAAAUAAAUGGAGAAUAAUGAGAGAAAAAUAUAUGGUCCAAUACUGCCAGUUGCUAUGGGUUCCAAACAAGGUUCUGAUGAUGAUAGAUAUUCAGAAGAAGAAAAAAUCUUAGAAGAUAAUGAAAGGGGAGAUUUAAACCAGGCCUAUGGCCCUGUAUUACCGAUAAAUUUACAAAAACAAAAAAAUUCUGACAGUGCAUCGAUAGGACCUUCUCUUCCAUCACAUAUGAAAGAAAAAUUAGAAGGGAAAAUUUUGGAAGAAGACCAUAUAUCCAUAGGGCCUUCUCUUCCACCACAUAUGAGAGGAAAAUUAGAAGAAAACGUUUUGAAUGAAGAUAAUACAACCAUAGGACCUUCCCUUCCUCCACAUAUGAGAGAAAAAUUAGGCAAUACAGUUUUCCAAGAAGAUCUUGAAGAAGAUUCAAGUGAAGAAGAUACAUAUGGACCUGCACUGCCUGGACAAGAAUUCAAAUCUAAGAAUGCUAUAGCUUUAGAGGAAAGAGCUCUAGAAAUGAAAUUAAAUCAAUUGAAUCCUGGACAACAAAAAAAAGAAAGAGAAGAAUGGAUGAUUGAAUUACCCACUGUUAGUGCUAGUAAAUUGGGCUUGGGACCUAGACAGUUCAGACCUACUGCAGGGCCAGAUUUGUCAGAUAGAUCUUCCUGGACUAAUACUCCGAAUGCAAAAAAUAAGAAAAAAGCAGAUACCAAUGAUUUAAGAAAAGAGAUGGAAAACUCUGAACUCAGAAAACGAGAUAGGGAGCAAGAAAAAAGAGCGAAAAAACACAAAAGAGACACUGAAAGUUUAGUAGAAAUGCAUCAGAAGAAACGGAAGAAAGACAAGGAGGCGGGUCCAAAAGCAAGAGUACCAUUCAACAGAGAAACAGAUUUGCAAGUAAAUAGAUUUGAUGAGGCACAGAAAGCAGCUGUUCUGAAGAAAGCACAGCUGUUGGAUGACAGAUUUUCAUCAGGAAAGACUAAAUUCUUAUAAAAUGUUUAUUCUCAUUUUGAUGUGUACAUAAUUUGUAAAUAUAAUAAACUAAUUUCUUUAUGCAUUUAAUUAUAAAGUAAAAGUAU